UUCAGGAAAAAAAGAGAAGGGCUUGUUUGGUUUGGUUCGUUUCAUCAAGAAUCCAUUCGAGGGAAAAAGAAAAAAAAAAAAAACCAUCUUUCCUUUCCUUUCUCUUCUUGCCUGUCAAUAUCAAGAAAUGUGAAUUUUGGUGAUAUGCACCAUUUGUGACUUGUAAUUUAUUGGGUGGAGAGAAAGAUUGAAUCUUUUUCUCUAUUUGAUGUAAUUGGGUCAAAGUGGGUUGUUUUUUAUUUAAUUAAGGAACAUUCAUUAAUGGAAAUGGAGAGCAUUGAGUGUGUAUCUUCAAGUGAUGGCAUUGAAGAUGAAGAGAUCCAGUCUUCUGUGUUAUUAGCUCAUCAAUUUUCUUCUGUAAAACCUCAUAAUAAUAACAUUAUUCCUGCCGGAAUUGCCCCUACUAGUGUUCAUGAAUUGCUUGAAUGCCCUGUUUGCACCAAUUCUAUGUAUCCACCUAUUCAUCAGUGUCACAAUGGGCACACACUUUGUUCUACCUGCAAAACACGGGUGCACAAUCGAUGUCCUACAUGUAGACAAGAGCUUGGUGAUAUAAGGUGCUUAGCACUGGAGAAGGUUGCUGAGUCACUUGAACUGCCUUGCAAAUAUUUUUCUUUGGGAUGCCCAGAAAUAUUCCCAUAUUACAGUAAGCUCAAGCAUGAAGCACUGUGCAAUUUUAGACCAUACAAUUGCCCAUAUGCUGGAUCAGAAUGCUCAGUGACUGGUGACAUCCCUUAUUUGGUUGCACAUUUAAGAGAUGACCACAAAGUGGAUAUGCACACGGGAUGCACAUUCAACCAUCGUUACGUCAAGUCAAAUCCCCGAGAAGUAGAAAAUGCCACAUGGAUGCUGACGGUCUUCCAUUGUUUUGGACAGUAUUUCUGUCUCCACUUUGAGGCCUUCCAGCUUGGUGUGGCUCCAGUUUAUAUGGCUUUUCUACGAUUUAUGGGCGAUGAGUCUGAGGCACGCAAUUACAGUUAUAGUCUUGAGGUAGGAGCGAAUGGUAGAAAGCUCAUAUGGGAGGGAACACCAAGAAGUGUUCGAGAUAGCCACCGCAAGGUCAGGGACUGUCAUGAUGGUCUAAUAAUCCAACGUAACAUGGCACUUUUCUUUUCUGGAGGGGAUCGAAAGGAGCUGAAACUUCGAGUUACUGGAAAGAUAUGGAAAGAACAGCAAAAUCCAGAAGGUGGAGUGUGCAUACCAAAUAUGUGUAGCUAAUUUAUUUCUCGGAGUGAUUGUUUUUUUUUUUUUUUUUUUUUUUUUAACCUCUACUUUCCCCUCCCCUAUUUUUUUCCUGUGGAUGUAUGUGCGUGUGACAGUGGGUGUAAGAGACGGACAGCAAUCUGUUUGCAUCGUCGUAACUUCAUGCUCUGCCCAGCUACAUAUCAUUGUCCCUGAAGAUUUAGUCAUAUCAAUUGUUAAUAACCAUCUUACAGUU
This is a messenger RNA of Lycium ferocissimum, 1438 nucleotides long. Its product is annotated as E3 ubiquitin-protein ligase SINAT3. Gene Ontology annotation, cellular component: cytoplasm. The transcript has 3 exons. Lineage: Eukaryota; Viridiplantae; Streptophyta; Magnoliopsida; Solanales; Solanaceae. Gene Ontology annotation, molecular function: zinc ion binding; ubiquitin protein ligase activity; protein binding. Bases 262 to 1218 code for a protein of 318 amino acids. The record is from RefSeq and is a predicted model, not a curated record. Gene Ontology annotation, biological process: multicellular organism development; ubiquitin-dependent protein catabolic process.